CAAAAACGAAGAAAAAAGCCCGGUAAAUUGUACUAGAAAGGAAAACAGGAAAAUACCUGCAUUUGAGCACCACAUUUAUAGGUUAAUACACAUGCAGCAGAUUUCUUUUCCUUAAGAUGGACGAAACCAUUUUGUUUUUUCUGUGCAUCUAUUGGUGGUCUGUUUAUGAUCCUUCUCUGUGUCUAACAAUGGGUAACUGUAAAGUUACCCCACGAUUCUAUACUUAUUCGUCACACGACAAUAUACUCACUGAUCUGGGUGCGGGAAUUGAUGCUAAGUCAUUCUGGUGUAGUGAUGGGGCUUUACGGAACUCAUGGAUGGACUUGUAUCCCCACCUUGUCGUUAAUUUUGGUGCCACUAAGAAAACUAUUGUAGGACUAGCAUUGAAGGGACCAUCAGCUGCCCACAAGAAGUAUGGAUUCCCAUCUUUCCAAGUUUAUCAAUAUAUUGAUGGUAUUGACUUUUAUGAUGCUAUCAGAGAAACUCAUUACGAGAGUAGAAUCAUUAAGACAUUUACUGGGCUGACAGCUGAAGACAUUGUGAAGGGUGAAGUAAAAAAGCAUGAGUUUCCAUAUCCAGUCGAUGUUAAGAAAUUGAAGAUUUACUUUAAACUAAGACUUGGGCAGAGACGUAUUUGCACGAAAAUUGAGUUCUAUCAGGAUCCAGAGAAUUGUGGUGAAAAACGGAAGUAUAGAAAUAAAUGUCAUAUUAAAAAGGAUGGUUGCGAACACAGAUGUACAGACAUAGGUCUUUUUGGAUACAUUUGCCAUUGUGAACAUAACGAAGUACUAUGGAUUGAUGGAUUACAUUGUGUACAGCAAGAUCUUAGUGUGAGUUUCCAUUCGAAGGAAAGAAAUGAUGUGUCUAAAGCACAAGAGAUUUGUUCAGCUUCUCAAUCAAAGUUAGCUACUAUUUUUGAUAAAUGGGAGAAUCAUAAUGUGGUGAAACAGAUGAAGAACUCUAAAUAUUCUUUUAUAGGUGUUGUGGAUGUGGACUAUGAUCAAAGCUACAGUCGAUGGAUAGAUGGGACAGACGUCGUAUUUGACAAAUUUGAGGAAACCCGUCGUUAUCCAGGUUCCAUUGGCCUUAUGUCUACAGAUCGGUGGACAUUUAAGAACUCUAGUGAUCACUUUGACAUUUUGUGUCGUUAUGGAAGUCAAGAUGGUUACUUGUUAACAAGCUUCUAUGGUAUAGAGCUUGACCAAUUGGUUUCAUCACCGUCUCUGGUGAAAAAAUCACUAGCAUCAAUUUCUGCCUUUGAUGUUAAAAGGAGUCUUCGUGGUUUUAAGGCUUAUUUAACAACUGACUCAGGGGAGCCUUAUGGAUUGUUCUGGAGACCAAAAAAUCCUACCAUGAAGAAUAAGUUCUUGGAGGUAAUGCUCAAAGAGAAUGAGAUUGAAAUAUUUGGUGUCGUUGUAAUAGGCUACAGUUGUACAAGCUCAACAGUAAAGUACAGACUGAGGAAAAAUCAUGCCCCUUUACAACAGAAAGAGUACAAGUUCUCUGUUCCGGCACACAGUGAAAAACUUCAGUUUGUUAAGCCAUCCUUUAAAGCCAGAAGGAUUGGAGUGCAACUUGAUGAUUCUGCUGAUUGUGAAGGUUAUAAGUGGGACAUUGUUGGAAAAUUGACAGUGAGAGACAUACAUGAUCAUUGUGUGACAAAGUGUGACCAUGAAUGUAUCCCAACUCAACAAGGAUUCUACUGCAUGUGUAGGAGAAAUUACCACAUGCAUUCUGAUGGAAGGAAUUGUGUCAAAGAUGCUCGGCCUCCGUAUAGUGAACCUAAGCUAUUGGCUCUUGAUUACCCUGUAUUUAAAAAUAAUUGGUUAAAGUUACUUGCGAUGUCACCUACAUAUUAUGAGUUUAAAGACAUGUUAACGAAGUUCCAUUAUGCAGUUCAGUAUUGCAGAGAGUAUGGGGGAUAUCUGCCAUCCAUUCAUACGAUUUUUGAGCAUAGAUUGAUGUACUCGGAUCUUAUGAGCCAUCCUACCUGCACUAAAUGGUUUCUUGGUCUAAACGGGACGUCUCUGAUGCACAGUGCCUGGCAGGAUGGCUCCUGGGUUGACUUUGCGCUGUUUGAGGGAACAGUGCCUGAACAUACAGAUGAGGAGCAAGUGGUUUUCAUGGACAAGGAACUAUUUUACAUGUGGAAUUAUGGUCCGGCUUCCACAAUAGAAGGCUGCUUUGUGUGCCAGUAUAAGCAACUGGACUGUACUCGACCUAUCCUGACAGGACCAUAUCAGAUCCCCAAAAGUGCAUGGAAAGCCAAAGGAUUCACACUUGAUGAUAGAAUGCUGAAUAACAUUCUACUUGACCUUCGUAGUGGGUUGCAGUAUUUUGAGACUAACACAGCUGAUAGCUAUAUACAGGGAUACGGGAGACUGCAGGUCUCUUGA
Messenger RNA from Gigantopelta aegis, 2396 nucleotides. RefSeq lists its product as uncharacterized. NCBI's taxonomy places the organism in Eukaryota, Metazoa, Mollusca, Gastropoda, Neomphalida, Peltospiridae. Bases 117 to 2396 code for a protein of 759 amino acids. The record is from RefSeq and is a predicted model, not a curated record. The transcript has 15 exons.